Nicrophorus vespilloides is the source of this 627-nucleotide messenger RNA. RefSeq names its product probable 28S ribosomal protein S23, mitochondrial (gene mRpS23). The record is from RefSeq and is a predicted model, not a curated record. Lineage: Eukaryota; Metazoa; Arthropoda; Insecta; Coleoptera; Silphidae. Gene Ontology annotation, cellular component: mitochondrion; ribosome. The coding region runs from base 90 to 593 and encodes 167 amino acids. The transcript is spliced from 3 exons. Gene Ontology annotation, molecular function: structural constituent of ribosome. Gene Ontology annotation, biological process: translation.
UAUAAAUUUAGCCUAUACAAUUGUGAUACAAUUCCUAACCUUAAAUAAAAGAUUUUUAAUCCGUGCAAAGGUUUAAAUAAACAAAUACAAUGGCAAGCAGUCGUUUGGAGAAGAUUGGAACGAUUUACACAAGAACAAGGGGGCUGCUGCAAUCAGGUGCAAUGUCUUGGAACGAUAGACCUCUCUGGUAUGACAUAUACGAAGCUUUCCCCCCGAAAGAGGAGCCCCGUUACGAUCGACCAGCCCCAAACAUGCAAGUCAAAGAGAUUUUGUAUGAAGAAGACAUAAUCCGGGCGAAGGUUCACAGUCAUUUCAAGAGUGUUGGCACAGUGAACCUGAGGAACAACCAGACCCAAACCUUAACCCAGAAAUUCAUAGAUUGCUACAACAAAUUGGGAGCUCAGUAUGGAAAUGAGGCUGAUUCACAAAUUCUGUUCGAUGAGACUUUGGACAUUCUGAAGAAGGAAAGGGAAUUGAAAGCAAUUGAAGCUUCGGAGGAUUCAAGCGCUGGCGUUAAUAUUACUACCAAUUUCACUGAAGCUAAGAAACAGCAGGCUGUUAAUAUUAAUGUUAAAGAUAUAUUUAAAGAUUGAUUUGUGGUGAUCAGUGAAUGUAGUUGUAUGUAAA